GCUCCUGAGGGAAGUUAGCCUGCUGCCAGUGGAAGUUUGGCAUUUACCACACGAGGCAGAAGAACUUCAGUCAGUGGCAUGGCCACAAAAGUGCCAGCUGCGGCAAGUGCCUGUGGCCCUUCCCCGAAAACGCCCGGAGGUGUGGGCCGUCAAGCCCUUGGCACUGCUGGGCAGCCGCUUCCGGGAAGUGCUGCUACUGGAUGCGGAUAACCUGCCGGUGCUGAACCCGGAAGACCUCUUCGAUGAGCCAAGCUACCAGGCGAAUGGUGCUCUGUUCUGGCCCGACCUCUCGCCCUUCCAGGAGAAGAUGCCGGAGCAAUGGUCGGCUUUAAGUGGAGGAGUGUGGCAAAGCCGCCCCGAGAACAUCAGGUGGGAACAGGAGAGUGGGCAACUGCUCGUGGACAAAGCCAAAUGCGGCGCCAUGCUGCAAAGGGCGGCGACCAUGGCAAUGCAUUUGAGGUCCCUGUGUCGCUUCUUGCCGGGCGACGGGGGCGACAAGGAUCUCUUUCAGCUGGCUUGGACGUUGGAGUCGCGCAGCUUUGCCAUGGCCCCUCUGCCAGCCGCUGCCGGCUGUUUGAAGCCCGACCGCGCCUCGACGGCCAGCGGAGCGUUCGUAGGUCACACCAUGGUGCACCACUCCUGCGAUGGCACACCAUAUUUUUUGCAUCGAACCAUCGACAAGCACGAGGACUUGUGGCAACUUCACUGGGAGGUCGUGGCCAAACCCAAGUUCCAGGACAUGCAGUGCUUGUCUCUUCAAAGGAUUUGUCCCGAUGCCAAGGUGAAGGCCCGCAUUGUCCCACAGCAUGCGGAACACGUGGAGGUCCACGACUUUGACCGCUACGUAGGAUCCGAAAUCCGUACGAGGUUUGCGCGGAUUGUGGCCGAGCUACUGGAAGAGGAAAACAGGCGAUGUCGGUCCAAAGCAAAGGCGAGAGCACGGUACAAAAAGCCUCGCUGCUGUUUGUGCUGGUGCUGCAGAACUGCGCUUGUGCCAUCCUGGUCCAAAGCCCCAAUUGUGAAGCAGAGCAGAACACACUCUGCAGAUUGGGUGCCACAGACGGGCGUGAUCCUACAAGAGAUGCUGAAGGGCAUCACCAGCCUUGUGCUGGCCGUUUUGAUGGGUGAGUCGAUGCAAGGUGCCAACGGACGAGGUAUUUGCCUCGAUGACUAG
Cladocopium goreaui is the source of this 1174-nucleotide messenger RNA. Lineage: Eukaryota; Dinophyceae; Suessiales; Symbiodiniaceae. The record is from the annotation of a GenBank genome assembly.